GAGUAGCGUGUGCGGGUCUGUUGUAGAUUGAUUUUAACGCUCUCAGUACGUAUUCCGUGCGACAAUCAUUUGCAGAAGACAAUAUGGCUCCACUGACUCUUCACAACCUUCAUGUGAGCCCUCCAUGUCGCCUAGUGCGACUAAUUGCUGGUGUAAUCGGUGUUGAUCUCAAGAUAGAGGAUGUAAAGGAUGUCUUUAAGGACAUGAAGACACCUGAAAUGUUGAAGAAAAAUCCGCAACAUACAGUGCCUACACUGGAAGAUAAUGGUCUGUGCAUUACUGAAAUCCGUGCCAUUGCCAUGUACCUCGUCUCAAAGUAUGCGAAGGAUGAUUCUCUCUACCCGAAGGAUGUAAACAAACGUGUUCUCGUCGACCAAAGACUAUUUUUUGAUCAAGAUUUGUAUCAGAGAAUUGCUAGUAUUCUUUUGCCAAAACUACAUGGCAAACAGUCAGACCCCGCCAAUAUUGAAAAAGUAAACGACAGCCUGGAAACGCUGAACCGAAUGUUGGAUGGCAAACAGUGGCUAGCAGGAGACAAUAUUACACUUGCUGAUUACGCUGUCGCAGUUUCCUUGUCAGCACUGGAGUUUGAUCCAGAGUGUGGGAUUAAUCCCACUAACCAGCCCAACAUUAAGCUGUGGCUUUCACGUGUUGAAGGUUCUCACGCAAAAUACGGAGAUAACCUGAAAGAACUUCGCGAAGCGUUGCAGAAAAUGAGGCAGAAAUAA
Schistocerca nitens (vagrant locust) is the source of this 728-nucleotide messenger RNA. Its product is annotated as glutathione S-transferase 1-like. Gene Ontology annotation, biological process: glutathione metabolic process. Lineage: Eukaryota; Metazoa; Arthropoda; Insecta; Orthoptera; Acrididae. The coding region runs from base 84 to 728 and encodes 214 amino acids. Gene Ontology annotation, molecular function: glutathione transferase activity. The transcript is spliced from 6 exons. The record is from RefSeq and is a predicted model, not a curated record.